Messenger RNA from Siniperca chuatsi (mandarin fish), 7825 nucleotides. It is a transcript of the gene baiap3, whose product is annotated as BAI1 associated protein 3. The transcript is spliced from 34 exons. The coding region runs from base 279 to 3809 and encodes 1176 amino acids. The record is from RefSeq and is a predicted model, not a curated record. Lineage: Eukaryota; Metazoa; Chordata; Actinopteri; Centrarchiformes; Sinipercidae.
UGAAGUGUCGCUGCACUUCCUAUGGCCAUAUUUGGGUGAGCAUCAGUGGAGCGUGAGCUCAGGAAGGCAUUUCGAAGGACCAAAAUGAGCUUUUGUCUGUCGUCUAUUGCAAGAACAAUAUCCAAACGUUGUUUCCACCUAAGUUGAUUGCGCCACGUUCACAGAAGAAAACAACGUCCUGCUGCAGUGAUCAGAGCUUUGAUUCACAGGAACUCUGAAACACGCAGCAGCAAAAACAUUUCACACUGGAAAACUGUCAGGAGACACAGUGAAAGAUCAUGACGACGCUGCUGGACCUGAAGAGUAGUGUGCUGAGGCAGGUGCAGAGGAGCCAGUCGCUGAGGAGCCGAAGGGAGCCGCCAACAACCACCGCCAGCAGCCCCCUCACACACUGUCCUGACCCCUUAUCUCGCAGGAUUUCCGAGGAGAGCGUGGAGUUCUUUGAGCGUGUGAAUGCCAUCCUUCAGAAACAGGAGAACAUGCUGCGGGCUGCCCAGGCUGAGUGCCAAAGAGGGGCCUGCACAGUGCCGCCGCCCCAAGAGCAUGUGGACCAGGCUUUUAUCCCCGACAGAAUCAGCAGGACAGAGCUGGACCUUCUUUAUGAGGAAGCUGUGUACACGGUGGUCAACCGGGUGGGAGUGCCUUCACCAGAACAUGUGAAAAGUGAUGAAGAGCUGUUUGCUUAUCUGCUAAAGGUGUUUGAUAUGGGAGAAGAGGAACAUGACAUCAUUCUCCAAAAAGUUCAAGAAUCCACGCGAGCCAGUUUUUCUUUGAGGGUUUCUGUUAUGAAAGCAAAGAAUCUGAUGGCCAAGGAUGCAAAUGGGUACAGCGACCCCUACUGCAUGCUAGGAAUCCUGGUGGGCCAGAGCCCGCGGGAGGUGGAGGAGAAGAAGGAGAGAAAGUUCAGCUUCAGGAAGAGAAAGGAGAAGCUGGAGAAACGCUCCAGCACCAAGGAAGUGUUACCUGCCAAGUGUAUCCAGGUGACUGAGGUCAAACCAGAGACUCUCAACCCAGUGUGGGACGAGCACUUUGUGUUUGAAAUAGAUGAUGUCCACAAUGACCUCUUACAUCUUGACAUAUGGGAUCAUGACGAUGACGUGUCUGUCGCUGAGGCCUGCAAAAAGCUCAAUGAAGUCAGUGGACUUCGAGGAAUGGGAAGGUAUUUUAAGCAGAUAGCAAAGUCAGUGCGUGCCAAUGGAUCCGCAUCAUCAGGCUCUGAGGAGAAUGCAGAUGACUUCCUCGGAUGCAUCAACAUCCCUUUGAAUGAGAUCCCAGUUGUUGGCUAUGACACCUGGUUUAAGCUGGAGCCUCGAUCGAGUACGUCUAAAGUUCAGGGAGAAUGUCACCUGAUACUGAAAGUCUUCACCUGCCAGAGAGACACAGCUUUGUCUAAGAAAGACUCAAAUGUCUCCAUUCACAAGAAACUACUGUGUCAGAUUGUGGAGUAUGAGCACGCUCAUGUUAAGAGAGAGCCCUACAACUGGAAUGGGCAGGUUUGUCCCCCAGCAUGGACUGUACUGACUCACCAUGCUGUGCAAACUGAUCUUUCACCUCUCCAACAGGCCAUUAUUCGUUGGCAGUGCUAUAGCAGCCACCAUCGGACCCAGAGGGUGUGCUACUCCCUGCUGCUGCGGCUCCUGAGAACCAUUGAUGCAGAGUGGGAUCCCGCCGCUGUGAGGGGCGACCUGGAAAGGCAGCUGUCAGACAGCUUCAGGCUGUACACAGAGCACUGCCUGUGCCUGAUGAAGAACAUGCGUCAGGUUUUCCCCUGCACCAGCACUGCUGCCAUUACACGCUACGAGCUCAUGCUGAGGGGGAUUGGCUACAUGCAAAACAUGCGGGCGUUUAAGACUGUAUGUCCUCUUCGAAAUGAACUGCAUUUGGAUAUCACUACUGCUGUCAAGAAAGGGACUGCAGAGUGGUACGAGAGCUUAAUUGCGCAAUAUAAACCAGAGGACGUGACUCUGGAGGAGCAGCUGAAGAAGCUGGUUCAGGUGGUUGAUGCUGUGUGUGCAGAUGUACAGAGAGCCCAGAACAUGUACAACAAACUCUUCUACAGUGCAGUGAAAGUAGAUUUCUUCAGCAUAUCAUACAGGCAGUUGGAGAAACAGGUAGCUGAUGAUGUAAAUGUAGCGAUGGAGCGGGUUUGUGGGACUCUGGAGCAGGAGAGCUCCAGACUGACUCAGACAAUGGGAGAGACCAUCUUUGAGCUCUUCAUGUCCUUGAAAAUCCUCAAAGGCUUUCGGGAGUUUCUUCCUCUCAAGGAUGCUAAAAUGUUGGCCUUGACAGGCUUUCAUAACUGGUUCAAGUCCUCGAUUCAUAAGUGGCUGCAGAUCGUUCAUGACAGAUCCUGUGACAGAAUUCAUAAAGCCGUGGAAGCGGACAAGCUGGAGCCUGUGCAGCAGGCCAAAAACAGCUCCUCAGCAGUUGAAGUGACAACAUGCUUCAGCCAGGUACGCGAGAUCUGGCUCCAGUUGGCCUGGCCAGACUCUGCGGGAGCCUUCAUCUUUAUCACUCGUUUGACAGAUAAUUUCUGCAGCGAGGCUGUGUGCUACUCAGAGAUGAUAACACGCAAGAUUGAGAGGAACCAGCUGGGCCGAGACCACAAGAGCUUCACAGUGCAGCUCUGCAUCGCCCUGAACAACACAGAGCACGUGCGCAUUUUCCUGGGUCAUCUGCCCCGUGACCUGGACUGGCAAGGUGUGGAGCGGGCCAUGGAGGAGUCCUGUGGGGUGGAGGGGAAGGAGCAGGUUUACAAGGCUCUCAAUGGGCAGCUGUUUAACAUGGACCUGGACCUGCAGAGAGAAGCCAAACGUCUCAUCACACUGCUCACUGACAAGAUGCUGCCUGAGCUGCGGAGGUACAUCCAGCACAUCAGCCUGUCUCCAGACUCCAUCAACAAUGACGACGCUGUGUCCCCUCUUAUGAAGUACCUACAAGACACUAUGGUCAUCCUCACUGAAAACCUUGUAAAGGAGAAUCUGACUAGAGUUCUCCAGAGCAUGUGGGAGCUGCUCCUGCGGAUGAUCCUGGAUGCAGUCGCAGAAAACAGGGGUGUUCAGGUGGAGUUCUACAACCGCUUCCAGUAUACAAUGGAGACCCUGUUGCAGUUCUUCCAUGCCAAGGGAGAGGGUCUUUCCCUGGAAGACAUGAAAAGUGGAGACUACAAGGUCGUGGAUGAGGAGCUCAGGCUAAAUAAAUGUUCCUCCUUUGAGCUGAUUGAACAGUACUAUCUGGAGAAGAUUUCCCAACAGAAAACACUCAAACAUACCCGUUUUGGUCGGAUCAGUGUGAAGUGCUACUACGAUGCUCCAGAGCAGAGACUGACAGUUGAGAUUCUGCACGCUGCAGAUAUCAUUGCACUGGAUGCCAAUGGUCUCAGUGACCCAUUUGUCAUAGUGGAGCUCUGUCCUCACCACCUGUUCCCUAUGGCCAAGAGUCAACGCACGCAAGUGAAACUUAAGACACUGCACCCAGUAUUUGACGAACUCUUUUACUUCCACGUCAGUCCUGAACAGUAUAGACAUAGGUUUGCCUGUUUGACCUUCACUGUGAUGGACUACGACUGGCUUUCCACCAACGACUUCGCCGGUGAAGCCGUGGCUCCUCUCAGCGACUUCUGCUGGCCAGGGAGACCGAAUGCCUCAGCAGCCGGCAAGAGCGUCCAGCCUGUCAUUCUCCACCUCUCUCGCAGUAAACCAAGCGAGAAGCCAAUCAUGAGGAUGCUGGACGCUCGCAUCGGAGACAGGGAGGCUCAGGAGUUUGUCCGCAGGCUGAAGGAGAUUGAGAAAUCAAUGGAGGAGGAGUAAAAGCUGUUAGCGCUGCCUGUAUUGGUGUUUUCUGACCACGUCUUGCGAUAUGUGCUUUUGUACUGGUACAAUGUUUACAAUAUUUGAAUUUUUUCCAAUGUUAUUGUUUGUUCAGUAAUUAUACCAAAAUGAAAAGAAAAAAAGGAAAACAGUGAAGCUUAUCGCUGUUUUCUAACUGGGAGAUGAACAUCCUGUCACUGUGCAACCCUAUGCUGUCUCAGUUAAACUAUAUUUUAGAAUUUAAUGGAUAGUUGAUCCUAAAUGUCACUAGUCUAUAUUUUUUGUAAUGAAGUAAUUGUUAUCUUUGUUAUGAACUUUGAUAUGAUAGAUUUAACCUUUCAGAACUAUUUUGUGGAAGUAGCUUACAUAUCCAAUAGUAUUCAGUCACAGUCUAAAUCUAUACCUCAGAUAUGCUUAUUAGAUGCAGGGGAGUUUAACAGGUAAUCAAGCCUUUACACAUUCUCCAUGGGCAUUGUGGAGAUAAAUUGCAUGAAAGCCUAUUUACGAAGCUUGAACCCACAUUGAUUUUCUGGAUCAGACAGUGGCUUACUAACAAACAGAAAAACAAAAAUACCAAUGUCAUGAAGGAAAUUACGAAGAUAUAAGACAUAGCUUUGGGGAAUUGCACUUUCUGAGACUUGGUGUUUUAAGGCCAGUCAGACAGAUCAGCAGCAGGGAGGCCUAACACUCCCCUGAGGCACACGCCACAGCUCGGGUUCGCUCGACUUUUCAGAUUGCUCUUCACAAGGCUCAUGAUGGGUCACUGAAGAGGCCAAAAACCUUGUGGUGUGAAGACCAAUUCUUUUAACUCACUUCCUUCUUGCUGUCUGACACUGGUUAGUCAACAUCUCUGCAGAAAUUUAUGUGACAGUUUUGCUGGCAACAGCACACUAAUUUAAAGUUGUACAAACUCAGCACAUUGACAGAAACAAUUUCAUAUGUCAUAUGUAAAAGAGGAAAAUGUGUUGAACAAUGAACAGGUUCAUAUAGAGAAAUGGUGAGGAAAUAAUUGAAAUCUGUACUGCUUCAUUCAAUCUGAAUCAGUGUUGUUGACAGCAACUGAAACUUAAUCAUGCAGUAUUGCAGGAGCACCUUAAAAUAAUAGGAAUGUUUGGGUGUCAUCAUGAGAAGAUCAAUACCACUCUCAUGUCUGUACAGUAAAUAGGAAGUAAUUGCCAGCGGCUGGUUAGCCUAGCUUAGCACAAAGACUGGAAACAGCUAGCCUGGCUCUGUCCAACAGUGAAAAAAAGCUCCUACCAGCCAAGAAAUAGUCCUGUUCAUAACCCCCUCCACAGGGAGCAGAAGCUAUAUUCAGAAUCAUUCAUACUUUCAAGGUUGUGGGGAUACACCAGGAGACCCUGAUGCCUGAUAAUUGGAAGGGUGAAAAUACACCCUGACGUCCCCAAAGAUAUCACAGUGUGUGCCACAGUGGGUGGCCUUAUGUCCAGAUGGAGAGUUUCAAAAACAUUUAUUAGGAGAAACCCAGCUAAUUGCAGAUAAUGAGCUCAUGUAGCGUUCAGAAAGUUCUGGAAAUAGCCAUUAAAUAUGGCAAAGCCUUUGUUAUCCCAACUUUAAAUCGAUGCAGGCUCAUCACAGGCUUUCUACAAGGACCCAAUUUUGUGUUUAUGUCUCAGUGUGGGGCCUAAUCUCUGGAGGUAAAGAGAAAGGAAAAGCAUAAUGAACCUGUGCAGUGGCAUAACUAUAUGCCUGCAGCAGCUCUCAUUGGCCUGACGGGUAUAAUUUAACACCAGCUCUUGCCAGUCCUCCAAAGCUAUGUGUGACUAAAAGGUUAGGAUCUUAACAUUUUGCAGAAAAAAUAAGGAUCAGACUACAACCUGGAAUCCAACUAUCAUCUUGUGGAGAAUAUGAAAUUGUUAUGCAAUUGAAACAUUAAUAAACAACUCAAAAAAGCACAGUAGCGACGACUUAGCAAGCUAAUAUCGUAGCAAGUCUAAAGGCCCAGUUUCCUGGACAUGGUUUGAAUUCAACCAGGAUUUGGUUGAAAUCUAGAAUAAUUAGUCAUGUCUUAAGAGACUUAAAUACAGUCCAGGACUAAGAAGCUUAAUCUCAGUCAGCUGUGUUAAUCCUCUAGUGAGAGUGCACUAAUGUGGUUAAUAUCGAUCACCUGUGUCCUCAUUAGAGCUGGACUUAAGGUGCUCAUGACAGCUGAAACUGGUCAAAAAAAUCCCAAUUCAUAAUUAAUCUAAACUUCCAAACUAGAGGUUUAAUUUAAGCCUGAGUCCAUGUAGUCCUGGAGGAACUUUAAUCUUCUUUCAGGAAAUCGGUCUAGUUUAACAAGACUGAGUUAAAUGUAGGACUAAUCUGAACCACGUGUGGUUGAAAAGGACACUUUAGUAUAUGUAGGAUAUAAUUUAGGCUUAAUUCCUGUAUAGGAAACUGAUCCUUACUGUCACAAAUGUAGCUUAAAGUUUGCAGUUGUUAAACAUAUAAGACGAGGCAGUUCUAGGCAUUUGGAAAAAUGCAGGUAAAGUACACCUCUCUAUACCCUACUCAAAAAAAAACAACAGGUGUCAUAAUGUUGAGAUCGGUUUGCAUGUUAAAAAAUUUUUUUUAAGGUAUACACAAAUCCUUUAUCUUGAUAAUGUAGUUGAUAAUGAAUGUUGCCAGUUUAAAUUUGGCACUUUUAUUGUAGAGGGACACCUUAAUGUCAAGACAACAGGAUCACAAAAUAGUAACAGAUGUGUAGUACAGAAAUACAGAAGAACACUGUAGCAAAUACCGAGCACCAAAAUUCCACACCGACAGCAUUUUGAUAGUGUCGUAACUUAACAGUAGCUGCUUGUGUAGUGCUUUGUCGUUACCCUGUGGCGUUGUGAGGAUGAAGCACGCAAAAACCAUAUCUAUGCCUGGAGAGUGCGCUGCAUUACAGGGAUUGUUCAGGUGUUCAAGAAGCCUGCCUUACUUAACAGGAGUGAGGAAUCCUUUCAGUGCAUCUGAACAGCACUUGCCUUUAUGUUUUAUUUUUAAGAUAUUGCAGGCAGAAUUUGUGUUAGCAUUGUUACUGAACUCUUUCAUAGUUAGUAUAUUAAUCUAACCUGCCAUUAUAAAGAUAUAAAAAGUAUGAUAUAUAAAUAGUUAAUGGAUCUAUUGCCUGAAUAUUCUUCAUUUUCAGUGUGGCAGUUAUAUUUUCUGUGCAUUACUUUAAAACCAGGUAUUCUGGCAAGAUGUUUACUUAAAAAAUUAAACUUCACUUUGAGAUUAAGCAACCAUUAUAGCUUUGGUCAAAUAAAGCUAAUAUUAUAUAAUAACAUUUCUAAUAGGGUCACAAUAAAACUUUCAGAAGUAAUUUACAUCUUUCUAACAGCACUGGAAGUUAAAUAUAUGGGGGGUAGGGACAGUUUUAAAUGAAAUCAAAUUCUCAUGUGAGGAAACCACAGUGUCUUUUCCCAUUAAAUACAAUUGUCUGUUCAGUCACAGUUAGAUGUUGUAGAUGUCCUUAUGUUGCCCUUUGACAGGCAAUCUGGUCAGUAUUAACUGAGUAAAUUGAUUUAUUCUGGUGAUUUUCAAAUUCAAAGAAAGUAUUUUAAUCUUCAAAUGUUCAGUGCAGUCAAUAGUAUUAUCAUAGUAUUCAUGUUCUACAAACUGCAUGUCAUAAAAGACUGUUGUUUUGCUGGCCAUAAAGGAAAAAAAGGCAAAGUUGAAAGGCCUCAGUUUCCAGUUUGGAAAACAUGGCAAAGGAUAUCAGACUGUGAAUUAACAGAGUAUCAUCACAAUUUAGUUUCAUGGCCAUCAGUGCUGACGUGGACAUGACAUUAAGUACAUUAAGGUACUAAUAUAGAAAUAUUGUUGAACUGAGUAUUUGGUUUGUCGUCUGCCGUCCAAAUUUAAAGGCAACAGCUGGUGAAACAUAGCUUCAAGAGGCAAAACACCUUGGAUUUGUUAUUGUAAAAGUGAAUUAUUUGUCCUUGAAUUGUAAAUGCCUGUGUUGCUGUUUAAUGGAUUAUACCUUUGGGAGAUGUCUAUGACCUUGAAUAAAGAUUGUAUUUAAAUUUGAA